AAUUCGGGAGUCUUAUUAAUCAGCCCUAUAAAUUGAAGUUGGUCCUUUCGUUUUUAUAUCAGAGAAAGAACCAAAUACAAGGUUUAAUGAAAUGGCUUUGUUAAGAGCGAAGAAGGAAAUUAAUAAACUGAAGAAGAAAAACAAUGCUUCUCCCAUCAAUAUCGUAAAAACUCUUCCAAAAGAAUUAUUGGUGGAGAUUGUUGGAAAGGUUGCAUCACAAUCAAUGGCUGAUCUCUGCCAAAUGAAAUUAACUUGCAAAGAUUUUCUUGAUGCUUCUGAGGAUGGUUACGUUUAUCAACAUGCAUCUAUGGAAAACUUUGCUUUGAUUCCACUUCCAUGGUUCACGGAUGAAAAAGAAACCUCUUUCUUGAGACGUUGUAGAGAGAAUGAUAAUUUGGAGAUUCUUUAUCGUGAAGGAAUGGUGCAAUAUUUUAGUACUUCAAUGGUGGAUUUAGGUUUUGAGAAAUUGAAAAAGGCUGCAUUAGAGGGUCAUCUUGAAGCUAAAUAUGUUUAUUCUAUGCUUUUGAUGGCUAAUUGUGAAGAUGAUGAAGGAGGAAGAGAACUUGGUUUUGAUCUCUUUGGUGAAUUGAAAAAUUCCACGUGCAAUCGUAUGGUUGCAAGAUGUAGAAAGAGGGUGAAGUCUUUUAUUAAAAGCAUGUGGUUGAAAAAUCAUGUGGUGGUUCAAAAUCUGUCUUCGUGUUGCUGUUCUGACACAUGUGGUGGAACAGAGAAGUUGAAGAGACAUUCAACAUGGUCUGCUGAUGAAGUUGAUAAUGACGGUGUAGGUUUUUCAUGCAAAUAUUGCGACGGGAAUCAUGAAUUAGGUUUAUUUGCCAACAUAUUUCGCAUCUGAUUAUAAAAAGAAUAUAGGAUACGAGAACAAGUUAGCAUAAGAAUAGGAAACUUCAAAAAAUCAUGUACAAACUCAAAAAAGAUUAGUUCAAGCUUAGUUAAAUAUUUUUGUUUCAAGUUAUUUUUUCUUGCUCUA
Vicia villosa (hairy vetch) is the source of this 988-nucleotide messenger RNA. Its product is annotated as F-box protein At2g35280-like. Gene Ontology annotation, molecular function: protein binding. Bases 92 to 853 code for a protein of 253 amino acids. The record is from RefSeq and is a predicted model, not a curated record. The transcript has a single exon. NCBI's taxonomy places the organism in Eukaryota, Viridiplantae, Streptophyta, Magnoliopsida, Fabales, Fabaceae.